Molecule: messenger RNA, 2336 nt
Organism: Dermatophagoides farinae (American house dust mite)
Lineage: Eukaryota; Metazoa; Arthropoda; Arachnida; Sarcoptiformes; Pyroglyphidae
Source: RefSeq, a predicted model, not a curated record
UGAUGGUUCAUAAUAUAUAAUCCUGAAAUCGGUUGGUUAGUUGAUAGAUGCUAUAGUCAUUUUUAUAGCCAGACCUAGUUGUGUGAAUUGAUGAAACACACAACAAAUACAAAAAGGAGGUAUGCUUCAUUCAUUCCAUUGCAAACGACAACGAAACUCUGCUCUUGAAUUCGCAAGUUGGCGGCUUUAGUUUAAUUUUGAAAAAAAAAAAAAAAAUUUUUCGUCACACAACAACAUUUUGGCUUUGAUAAAAUGAAAUGACUAUUGAGGAAAAUUAAGUUGUUGUUUGUCAUUUAAGAACUAAAGUGACAAUUAAUGUUCAACCAAAAAGCAAACGUUUCCUACAUACAUCAUUAUAUUGCCAUCAUUCUCCAAUCAUCAUCAUCAUCAUCAUUAGAUCAUGUGUGUACGUGAUAUGACAGUCGGUGGUUUAUUAGAUAAAAAUGAUCCAUAAUUGAAUUUGUUGAUUUUUCAAUACUUUCUUCGCUUGUUUGUUUGUUUGUUAAUUUAAUUUGUGUUUUGUGAAAAUUUGGCCUAGAAAAUACCAAUUAAACAAUCGUGACGACGGUGGUGGUUUGAAAAAAAAUUCGGUGCAUCAUGAUCUAUAAUCAAUAAUCAAUAAUUGAUUGAUAAUUUAAAUUUUUAAAUGAAAUCCUCGUCAUCACCACUACAACCAAUAUCCAUCCAUGAUUCAUCAUUGAUGAUUGAUUGUCACAUAUCACCACCACAAUGUGAUGGAGAACAACAACAACAACAAAAGUCGUCAAAAGCCAUUAGUUUUGGAUUGAAGCAAACAUUGAUCAAAAUGAUGAUCAUGUUACCGUCAUCAUCAUCAUCAGCGGCAGCAGCAAUGUUUUAUGGCCAUUUAUUGACAGGCUUAUUAUUGGUGGUUAUUGUUGGAUAUCAAUCCAUAUUAGUCAACUGUGAACAUCGUGCCGGAAGUUAUCGUAGAAAUCAACAACAACAGGCAUUAUAUCGUGCACCAUGUUCCCAGACAACUGAUUGUCCAUUUGAUAAUACACAAUGUAAUUUAGUGAGCAAAAAAUGUCAAUGCAAACCGAAUUUCGUCCAGGUAGAUAGUUUUGUGAAUCGUUCGUACAUUACACAUUUGGCAAUGACAUGUCUACAUGUAGCACAAUUGGAUGAACGUUGUAUAAGUGAUAUACAGUGUAUUGUAGAUUAUAGUGAAUGUCAAUUAACUGUCGAAAAUGUUGCUGGUGGCAUCAAUCGAACCAUUCAUAUGUGUAAAUGUAUUUCGGGCCAUGAGCUUAAACAUGAUCAAGCCACAGUGAUAAUUGAUGGACAACCACAUCGUGUGCGGCCAAUAUGCGAUCCAGAUAAUGAUCGUACGAAUUCUUCAUCUUGGCUUAUAACGGUCGUAUUGAUCAGCAUAUUGGUACUGGUCAUUCUAAUUGGAACAUUUGUUUUGAUUGUACGUUACCAGCGUCUACGACAACCAUACAAUCAACAAACCAUAACUAGUUUGACAUCGCAAGGAGGAAUCAAUUCAUCACAUCAAAUGGGUCAACAUCAUCCAUUAGGUUCAUCAUCACCACCACCAAUGGGUUCAGCUGAAGCUGAAUUUCAAAAUGAUUUCAUCCAAGUAUUUCCGAUGCAUCAUUUAGAACCGAUGCCAGAUAAAAAUGUUCAUGCAUAUAUUAUCAAAUAGUGAGCAAACUAACAAAAAAUAAAAAUAAAAAAAUACCCGGGAUCAUUAUUUGCAUCGUGAAUCAACCAAACAACAGUAAAAACAACAGAAUAACGCACAAAGUAAUUUGAAAAUAUAUUCAUUGCAUUUUAAAAAUUGAAGCUCUAAACCGAUCAUUGUCUCUGCAGCCACUGUCAUACACACAAUCAUUAAAACAGUGAGCCAACAACAAGAAAAAAAAAGGAUACCUACUAUCAUUGUCCCGGGAUCUAUUUUAAUUGAACGUUUUAAAUAAAUAAAAAAAAAUUCGAAACUGGAACACCACUAUCAAGUGAAUUAAAUGAUGGUUAUAUGCAAUGGAUAUGUGCGUGUGUGUGUGUGUGUGCGAUGUGGUGCUUCUUAUUAGUCGACUGAAAUUGAGCGACUGAAACAAAAGCAGCACAACAAAAUUAAAUUUAUUCAAACCUGGAUCUAAAUCGCUUUCUACACAUUAAAAUAAAUAAAAAAAAAUUGUAAAAAUGGGAUAAACACACACACACACACACACGAAUACAAAACAAAACAAGUACCAGAGUACUACACAAAAUACAUAUCUCGAGUAUUAACAAAUAUUGGGAAUUAUCGAUAAUAACAAAAAAAGUGUGAAUUUCGUGUAAAUAAUUUAUUGCUUUGCUAAUUUUCAGAACAA